Rubroshorea leprosula is the source of this 1879-nucleotide messenger RNA. The record is from the annotation of a GenBank genome assembly. Lineage: Eukaryota; Viridiplantae; Streptophyta; Magnoliopsida; Malvales; Dipterocarpaceae.
GGGUUAAUCCUGACUGUGGACUCAAGACCCGCAAGUACGCUGAGGUGAAGCCAGCACUCAAGAACAUGGUCGCUGCCGCUAAGUUGCUCCGCACUCAACUUGCCAGUGCCAAUGUACUAUAAGCUAUCGGUAACAUGGGUUUUGUUGGUGAAAACCUAUAUCAACAAGAAGCAAUUCCAUAUUGUUGAUAGUUAAUUGUUAAAAAAUGAAAUUUUAGUUGUGCCUGCUGGCACGGCCAUGGCACAUACCUAGGGGCUGCACCGAUUGCAACUUUGAUGGCAGCGGUAGGGGUCACUGUCAAACCGGUGACUGUGGCGCAGUCCUUGAUUGAAAAGGGUGGGGCGUCCCUCCAAACAUCCUAGCCGAAUAUGCCUUGAACCAAUUUGGAAACAUGGAUUUUUACGACAUAUCCCCAGUGGAUGGGUUUAAUAUCCCCAUGGACUUUGCUCCCACCAAUGGAGGUUGUCAUACGAUCAGGUGCCCCGCCGAUAUAAACGGGCAGUGUCCUAACGAACUUAGAGCGCCGGGUGGGUGCAACAACCCAUGUACAGUGUUCAAGACUAAUGAAUACUGUUGCACUCAAGGGCCUGGAUCAUGUGGACCGACCACAUAUUCUAGGUUUUUCAAGGAUAGAUGUAAUGACUCUUACAGUUAUCCUCAAGAUGAUCCUUCAAGCACGUUUACUUGCGGUAGUGUCACCACCAACUACCGGGUUGUGUUCUGUCCACUCGGGUCACCUCAUUUCCCUCUAGAGAUGAUCAAAACGACGUUUGCUAUUUUGCUCUUUUGUUAUCUAUUCAUAUUCAGCACUAAAGGCACCGAGAAGUACCGGAUUAUCAUCGACGGUGGGAGUAUAGGGACGAGGAUUCAUGUGUUUAGAUACACUGUAGAGGGAGGAAUAGUGGUGUUUGAUUUUAAGGAAGAUGGGCUAGUGAGCAUGAGGGUUAGUCCGGGGUUGUCUGCUUACGCGGGUGAUCUGGAGAACGCAGGGCUAUCGGUUAUGAGGCUUCUGGAAUUUGGGAAGAGUAAUGUGCCGAAAAGGCUAUGGGCGGAGACAAAAGUAAGGACCGGAUGGAGCCGACGACGCUGUUACAGAGGUCGCCAACGUGAUUACGGUGACGGUUAUCACGUUACAGAGGUCGACAACCUCACACGGAAGCCCUGGACAUACGGUCGAAAGAGAUCCAACCCAAAUAUCUUCGGUUUCGGUUCUGUCCCUUCCAUCGAUUCUUCAUCUCUCGCUGCUUCAAACAUGCCUGAAGGAACGCUUGAAAUUCUUCUCGUCAGUGCCAAGGGUCUCGAAGACGCUGAUUUUUGCUCUAACACGGAUGCUUAUGUGAUCCUCAAAUGCCGUUCCCAGGAACAGAAAAGCAGUGUUGCAUCAGGAAAAGGGUCUGAGCCAGAGUGGAACGAGACGUUUGUAUUCAGUGUCACUGAGGGUGUUACUGAGGUCAUUUUGAAAAUACUUGACAGUGAUACCGGGACCGCAGAUGAUUUCCUCGGAGAAGCUACCAUUCCUCUGGAGCCAGUUUUCUCUGAAGGAAACAUUCCACCAACAUCAUAUAAUGUUGUUAAGGACGAGGAAUAUCGCGGGGAGAUCAGAGUCAGCCUUACCUUCACUCCUUCGGAACGUUGUCCCAGGGGUUUUGCUGCAGAAGAGGAAAGCUAUGGUGGAUGGAAGCAGUCUGAAGGCGCUUAUUAGGCCCUCUAGCAGUUUGAUUUUACCCUACCAUGAGAUGGAAAUAAAUACAACUUUUGUGUCUUCUCUUUGGUUCCAAUUGAGAGCUACAUUUUGUUGAAUGUUUUGUGCUUAACUCUCUGCCUUUCGAUUGUAAAAUGAUUCAAUCACUCUUAUAAGAAGUAAAUGCUUGCCUAAUUG